Molecule: messenger RNA, 219 nt
Organism: Clunio marinus
Lineage: Eukaryota; Metazoa; Arthropoda; Insecta; Diptera; Chironomidae
Source: the annotation of a GenBank genome assembly
AUGCAUAUGACAGACGAAAAUAUUUUACGAAGAGUGAAAAUUGUAUUCGCCCUAAUUGUUGAUUCGUUGCGGUUAAUGAAUUUUCAAUUGAUUAGCAAAAAGAAAUACAUUUGUGACAUGGGAAAUGAGGACCAGAAAGAAUUAACGAUGAGUGCAGUUGUUGAGAAGUUUCUAAGCCAUUAUAAUUCACAAGAUGUCUUUAGUAAGUCUUUGAACUAG